AUGGUACCUGCUGCAGUUACUGAUUCAAAUCAAGGAUCAGUACUUGAAAUGACAAAUCUGAAGACCUACACACCCCCCGAAAUACGCCCCGAUAACUUCAUCGAGCCACAUAUAGAUCUCUAUAGGGCUGCAAAAGCACGCAAGCCAGGUAGCACUGCAAUUAUCAUUGAUAAUGGUUCUUCAGCAACUCGAGCUGGAUGGUCAUUCGAAGAUGCACCGCGAAUAAAUAUUACUCCCACAUUCGCCAGGUACCGAGACAGAAGAAUUGACAGAAUAUAUGCCUUCGUUGGAACAGAUAUUUAUGCAGACACAACCGCUCGAGGACACAUGAGAAAUGCGUUUGAAGCAGGAAGUAGUAUUGUAAGUAGUUGGGACGUGAUGGAGUCGGUACUGGAUUAUGUUUUCAUCAAGAUGGGAAUAGAUGGAGCUAACGGCAAUGUCGACAUGCCGAUUGUUAUGACUGAAACGGUGGCUAAUUUGCCUUAUUGCCGAAAAACAAUGACAGAAAUUAUAUUUGAAGCAUACAGAGCACCAUCCAUAGCUUACGGAAUCGACUCUCUCUUUUCCUACGCGUACAAUGGUGGCAAGACAGGACUAGUUGUGUCAUCUUCCCAUAGUUCCACGCAUGUAAUACCUGUAUGGAAUUCUAAAGCAGUCUUGACUCAAGCGACACGCCUCAACUGGGGUGGGUCACAAAAUGCCGAUUACUUAUUGAAAUUAUUACGUCUUAAGUAUCCAAACUUUCCUGGAAAGAUUAACCCUUUGCAAGCCGAAUACAUGUUCCGGGAACACUGUUAUGUGGCCAAAAAUUAUGACGAUGAGCUAGCUACGUAUCUUGAUUCACAGUUUCUCCAAGAUCAUGACCGCGUGAUCCAGUUUCCAUACGUCGAAGAGGUUGUAAUUGAAAAAAGUCAGGAAGAGCUCGAUAGAAUAGCAGAGAAGAGGAAAGAAAGCGGAAGACGAUUACAAGAGCAAGCUGCCAAGAUGCGCCUGGAUAAGCUCAUACGGAAAGAGCAGGAGCUUGAGUAUUAUCGAGACCUUCAAUCAAGGCUAGUUGGAGAGACAAAAAAGGAAACCAAGCGAAUUCUCGACUCUGAAGCUCUCAAAGACGAGGCUGCGCUUGAGAGAAUUAUUAAAGAGCUUGAUAAAUCUAUUCGAAAGGCACGAACGAAGGAUGUGGGCGGACCAGAUGCUGACGAAGAAGCCAACGAACCUGAUUUUAGUCUGCUAGAAAUUCCAGACGAAGAGUUAGAUGAAGCGGGUAUUAAGCAAAAACGUCAUCAGCGCUUGAUGAAGUCCAGUCAUGAAGCUCGUGCGCGAGCCAAAGCUGAGAAAGAGAAAGAAAAGGCUCGUGUGGCCGAGAUCAAGCGUUUGGAUAACGAAAAGCGAGAUAAAGACCGAGAAGGAUGGCUCCAAUCACGUCGUAAUGCGAGAUCAGAAACCAUACAAAAGAUGAAGGAUCGUGAUCGCCUCAAGGCGGAUCUUGGAAACCGGAAAUCUUUGGCUAGCCAAAUUCGCAUGAAAAGUAUUGCUAACUUAGCUUCUGAUAAUCCCUCUAAAAAGCGGCGUCGCGGUGGUGAUGACGACAACUUUGGAGCCAACGACGAUGACUGGGGUGUUUAUCGUCAAAUUGCUGUUGGUGAAGGCAGUGAUGACGAAGAGGAGGAGGAUUUGGGAGAAACUUUGAAGAAAUUAGAAGCAGACCUACUGGAAUGGGACCCCGACUUUACCGAACAACAUACACUUGAGGCUCAAUCAGACUGGACAAAAAGUCUCCUGCAUGCCUUCCUCCGCGGCCCGAGACCGUACGACGCAAACUCUCAGGCUGAGGCCUACCAAGUUCAUCUUAACGUCGAGAGAAUCCGUGUGCCGGAAGUAUUCUUCCAGCCGUCUAUUGCUGGACUUGAUCAAGCCGGGAUUGUAGAGAUUGCUGCUGAUAUAUUGACUCAUAGAUUAAAUAAUUUCAAACCCCAGGAAGCCUUUCUGAAGGAUAUUUUCCUAACAGGUGGAGCAGUACUUCUUCAAAACUUUGAUGAGAGAUUGCGAGAAGGGUUGAGAGGUUACCUACCUGCUGAGGCUGCAGUAGCUGUUAGGAGAGCAAGUAACCCUAUAUUAGACCCCUGGAGGGGUGCGGCAAGAUGGGCUAGUGGGGAGGAAUGGAAGUCAGCUGCUGUGACUAGAGAUGAAUACUUAGAGUAUGGCGCUGACUACAUGAAGGAACAUAAUUUGGGAAAUGUCUUUUAG
This is a messenger RNA of Blumeria graminis f. sp. triticale, 2244 nucleotides long. The record is from the annotation of a GenBank genome assembly. NCBI's taxonomy places the organism in Eukaryota, Fungi, Ascomycota, Leotiomycetes, Helotiales, Erysiphaceae.